AUAAGGAAUUUUUGGCUUGAGAGGAACAUUGAAGUGUGAGAAAGAAAGCAAAUGUUAAAGCUCCAUCCGGCUGUGCAGCUGCUUCCUUGUCUGGCUCCGGCGAUCGGCUGUUCCGUUUCACGAUCAUCCAGAGGACUACACUUAUUUUGCUCCGGCAACGUCACCACCAGCAAGGCUGAGAUGGCCACGGAAGAGUAUACAUUUGGGCCGUACAAGAUAGACAACAAGGAGGUGUUCUACUCAACCCAGCUUUCCUAUGCCAUGGUCAACCUGCGUCCUCUUCUUCCUGGUCAUGUGCUUGUCUGUCCAAGGCGUGAAGUGAAGCGCUUUAUUGAUCUCACUACUGAUGAGACUAGUGAUCUGUGGAUCGCUGCAAAGAAGGUUGGUGGUCAGCUUGAGCAGUAUCACAAAGCAUCAUCUCUCACAUUUUCAAUACAAGAUGGACCGCAGGCAGGACAGACUGUGCCCCAUGUUCACAUCCAUAUUGUUCCAAGGAAAGGCGGUGACUUUGAGAACAAUGAUGAGAUAUAUGAUGCAAUUGAUGAGAAGGAGAAGGAACUAAAGCAGAAGCUCGACUUAGACAAGGAAAGGAAGGACAGAAGCCUCGAGGAGAUGGCACAAGAAGCAGAUGAAUACAGAAAGCUUUUCUUGUAGAUUAGAUCACUAAUAAAUUUUCCAUUUUUUGCUAAGAGAUCGUACAACUGAUUGCAAAGUUAUAUUUCUCUUUAACAUUUCCAGAACUUCAGGAUAUUAAUUUAUGAUUGUAGUAGUUAUAGCCUUUAUGUCUUACAAGUUACUGGUGUGGUGGCUUGACUUUGUGGUAGAUGAAUUGUAUGAAAGUUGAUCCUUUAUAUGA
Messenger RNA from Ziziphus jujuba (common jujube), 856 nucleotides. RefSeq names its product bifunctional bis(5'-adenosyl)-triphosphatase/adenylylsulfatase FHIT. NCBI's taxonomy places the organism in Eukaryota, Viridiplantae, Streptophyta, Magnoliopsida, Rosales, Rhamnaceae. Gene Ontology annotation, molecular function: catalytic activity. Bases 52 to 654 code for a protein of 200 amino acids. The transcript is spliced from 5 exons. The record is from RefSeq and is a predicted model, not a curated record.